AGCCUGCGCGCUAAGCUCAGCCAAACUGCGCCAGCGGUUCAAGAGCCGCUGCAGCCUCUCCUCUCUGGAGCGUGGGCGCCCAAUCCCCACACAAGAGAGAAUUUCGGUCCCUCACAAGGCAGGCAAAACUGCAGGAGGCGCCUGAUCGGUGCUGGCGCACCUGUGUGGACUGCAAUGCCGCGCUAACUGGAUGAAGAGGAGAGCAGCUGCUGCGCUUGAGAGGUGAAGGCGAACGGAGUGGGCUGCCCGGUUGGUGGAAGCCAGCUUGGCAACAGUCUUCGGGGAACGAACUUCGGGUUUCUUUUCGAAGUCACUUUUCUCCUGUCACACAAGAACUUAUUUUUUUCUCCUCCUCCUCCCCCCCUGAAGGAUUUUUCUAUACCGUUUGUAAAUAUUGCUUUCCCUUCUUGGAGAGAGUCGCGGAGACCGAGAAGAGCGGAGGAAAGCCAAGAAGAAAACUCCUGGCAAGGGACAAAGGCAAAGCCCUGCCUCGAACGAGCAACGACCAUGCCUCAGCUCUCGGGGGCCGGAGGAGGCGGCGGGGGGGAUCCGGAGCUUUGUGCCACCGACGAGAUGAUCCCUUUCAAAGACGAAGGUGACCCCCAGAAGGAGAAGAUCUUCGCGGAGAUCAGCCACCCGGAGGAAGAAGGAGACUUGGCCGACAUCAAGUCUUCGCUGGUGAACGAGUCGGAAACCAUCCCCAACAGCAAUGGGCACGAGGUAUCCAGGCAAGGCCAGGCUCAGGAAUCCUACCAUGACAAGGGCAGAGACCAUCCUGAAGAAGGCAAACACACAGAUGGCGGUUUAUACAGUAAAGGACCUUAUUCCAGUUAUUCUGGGUAUAUUAUGAUGCCAAAUAUGAAUAAUGAUCCAUACAUGUCCAAUGGAUCUCUUUCUCCACCCAUCGCUAGAACAUCAAACAAAGUACCAGUGGUGCAGCCUUCCCACGCGGUUCAUCCUCUCACCCCACUUAUCACCUACAGUGAUGAGCACUUUUCUCCAGGGACGCAUCCUUCACACCUUCCCUCAGAUGUCAACUCAAAACAAGGCAUGUCCAGACAUCCUCCGGGUCCUGAUAUCCCCUCCUUCUAUCCUUUGUCUCCUGGUGGUGUCGGACAAAUAACGCCACCUCUUGGCUGGCAAGGUCAGCCUGUAUAUCCCAUCUCAAGUGGAUUCAGGCAGCCCUACCCAUCCUCACUUUCAGUCGACACUUCCAUGUCCAGGUUUUCACAUCAUAUGAUUCCUGGGCCUCCAGGACCUCACACAACUGGAAUUCCUCAUCCAGCUAUUGUAACGCCUCAAGUCAAACAAGAACAUCCGCACUCAGACAGUGACUUAAUGCACGUGAAGCCUCAGCAUGAACAGAGGAAAGAACAAGAGCCCAAAAGACCUCACAUUAAGAAGCCUCUGAAUGCUUUCAUGUUAUACAUGAAAGAGAUGAGAGCAAACGUUGUAGCAGAGUGUACUCUGAAAGAAAGUGCAGCUAUCAACCAGAUUCUUGGCAGAAGGUGGCAUGCGCUGUCCCGUGAAGAACAAGCUAAAUAUUAUGAACUAGCUCGGAAAGAAAGGCAACUACACAUGCAGCUCUAUCCAGGCUGGUCUGCGAGGGACAAUUACGGAAAGAAAAAGAAAAGGAAGAGAGAGAAGCUACAAGAAUCGACAUCAGGUGGAAAGAGAAAUGCUUUUUCAACAUGCAAAGCGAAAGCAGCAACAUCAGGGCCCCUUCUUGAAAUGGAAGCUUGUUAAAUUUCCAGGCAUGUCCUUCAUCUGCACGGACCACCACUAAGGAGUAUGUCUCGGAUGUCUAAACUUGCCCUACUGUCACUGCUAAAGACACUGAACCAUAAAGACAAUCACUGCCACGUCCUUACGCUACCACGGACCCCUAAAACUGACACACUAAAAAGAACAAGAUGAGCAUUUCAGAACUACCCAUUAGCAGAGAAGCUUCUCGCCUUCCCUCUGCCUUACACACUCCUUCAUUUGUAUGUCACACGUUUGUCUGAGUCAGCACCAAAAUACUUCAGCUGUGUUGUCUUUGCUUCAACCAAGAAAGUGGUGUCAUCAGCCAUCCUGGCCCUUCAGAGAAGGAAUAAGGUUAAUUUGUUGAAGAAGGCACAAUCCAGUUUUAUUUAACAGUAUAAAAGGAUCAAUCUUUUAAAAGAAAACUUGAAUGCUUUUAUAUUUUAGUCAUUUCCUUGGUGUAUAUUUUAUUGUCCUUGAGCUUUUGAAAUAAGCAUCAAAGUCUU
Messenger RNA from Eublepharis macularius, 2249 nucleotides. It is a transcript of the gene LEF1, whose product is annotated as lymphoid enhancer binding factor 1. The record is from RefSeq and is a predicted model, not a curated record. The transcript has 12 exons. Bases 508 to 1746 code for a protein of 412 amino acids. Gene Ontology annotation, molecular function: DNA-binding transcription factor activity, RNA polymerase II-specific; RNA polymerase II cis-regulatory region sequence-specific DNA binding. Gene Ontology annotation, biological process: regulation of transcription by RNA polymerase II; canonical Wnt signaling pathway. Gene Ontology annotation, cellular component: beta-catenin-TCF complex. Lineage: Eukaryota; Metazoa; Chordata; Lepidosauria; Squamata; Eublepharidae.